CCCGCAGCGGCGCAGAGCAGCAGCAGCGACACUCUCACAGCAAAAGAACAACUUGAGUGUGGAGAGAAUGACACUUCCUCUGCUUUUCUGACUGGACAUGGCCACUUAUGGUUCAACAAGUCGCACCUGAGCUCUCCGAGGUGGUUUCUGUGGUAACCGUGGAGCCGUGGAGCCGUGUCCCCGGUGCGACGUGGAGUUAAACAGCCGCGUUUGAGGUGUUGUGCUCGGAUAAAUACAGCAACAGACGGAAUUAAAGAAAUCCCUGCAAGGAUACGUCAGAUUUUGCAGUUACACGCAUUUGCCGACCACUUCCCCUUCAUCUGUGGAACACUAGAUUGCAGAGGACUCACUGAGAUGUCAGAAUGGAUGACUUUCAAAACCCUGAAACCUGUAAAAUAUGGACCAACAGCCAUUUAAUGAUCAUGAUUUGACGAGUGCUUUUGGAACUGUGUGAUCCUGAUACAAAUGCUCUCAGUCAUGUUGGAGCCUGGAUCUGUGGAUGAGGGAGUAUUAUGUGGUUCGCCAUCAGCCUGCAAGUUUGUUUUUCUGCCGUGUUUGCACAGAGAGACAUAUGACCUUAACUUAAUGUAUGCAGCAACCCAGUUUUUCGUCUGGAGUGCUGGUUCUGCCUGCUGCCUGCAGCCGGGAUCCCCAAUGGAUAGUAAAGUUACAUUGUUCACAUCCUUAAUUUCUUGUGACAUGUCUGAGUAGAUUUUUGUGUUCAGUUUGAGGAAAAAUGGAGGAACUAAGGACAUUUUCUCACUGGAGCCUUUACAUUAAUGAAGUUAAGAUCAAAGGAAUUUCCUCUGUUUAAAAUUUUACCCCAAUGGGAUAAGAACUGACAAAAACUGAACUGUUGAAGACUGUAAGACUGAACAGUUAAUUACUGAAACAAUCUGGACUACUCCUCAUCCUGGGUCCCAGAAUGCAUUGCCCAAUGAGAAAGAAACGUCCAACACGUGAGUCUGAUUUCUCAGCUAUCGCCGUUCCCUCGAUGCACGGGUCCGGGUACCUUGACUACACAGUUGAGACCCACGCUUCCAAGUCCAUGAAGGUCAUGGAUGAGUUCAGACGACAGGAAAUGCUAUGUGACCUGGUGCUACAUGUCACAUACAAAGAAAGAACAGUGGACUUUAAGGUGCACAGAGUAGUACUGGCGUCGUGUAGCCCUUACUUCAGAGCCAUGUUCACCAGCAGCUUCAAAGAGUGUCGUGCCUCGGAGGUCACCCUGCGUGACGUCUGCCCCCAGGUGGUGGGAAGGCUCAUUGACUUUGCCUACACUUCCCACAUCACCGUGGGAGAGAAGUGUGUCUUGCAUCUUCUUUUGGCUGCAAUGAGGUAUCAAAUGGAGGAUGUGGCCAAAGCAUGCUGUGAUUUUCUCACUAAGCACCUUGGGCCAUCUAAUGUCAUCGGCAUCGCCCGCUUUGCCGAGGAGAUCGGCUGUGUAGAGCUGCACCAGCGCAGUCGAGAGUAUAUUAAUACACACUUCAAUGAGGUGACUAAAGAAGAAGAAUUCUUCAGCCUUUCUCACUGCCAGCUGCUGGAGCUCAUCAGCCAGGACAGUCUCAAGGUGCUCUGUGAGUCUGAGGUAUAUAAAGCCUGUACAGACUGGGUCCGCUGGGAUUUGGAGGGUCGAGCUCAGUACCUGCAUGCCCUCCUGAAUGCAGUCCAUAUCUGCGCCCUGCCUCCCAAGUUCCUAAAGAACCAGCUCCUGUCCUGCCCCAUCCUCAGCAAGGCCAAUUCCUGUAAGGAUUUCCUUUCUAAAAUCUUCCGGGAUAUGACAUUAGGGAAGCUUCCUCCUGCACCACUCCGUGGAACCCAACUCAUCUAUGUCGCUGGCGGAUACCGGCAGCAUUCACUGGCUUCCAUGGAGGCUUAUGAUCCCAGGAGGAAUGUCUGGAUAAAACUGGCUGACAUGGACACUCCGUGCAGUGGCCUCGGAGCUUGCGCACUCUUUGGACUGCUCUACACUGUUGGUGGCAGGAACCUGUCGCUUCAAAACAACACUGAGUCCAGCGCCCUCUGCUGCUACAACCCCAUGACCAACCAGUGGAGCCAGCGGGCCUCCCUCAAUAUCCCCAGGAACAGAGUCGGGGUAGGCGUGGUGGACAGCUGCAUCUAUGCUGUAGGAGGUUCCCAGGGCUCCACACAUCACAACACGGUGGAGAGGUGGGAUCCAGAGUCUAAUCGCUGGUCCUUUGUUUGCCCGAUGUCGGUGGCUCGUCUGGGUGCCGGGGUGGCAGCAUGUGGGGGGGCUCUGUAUGUGGUCGGGGGCUUUGAUGGGCAAAACCGCUGGAACACUGCUGAGAAAUACCAGGCUGACACUAACACCUGGCAACAACUGGCUCCCAUGAGUACUGUACGCAGCGGAUUAGGGUUAGUAUGCGUCAACUCUUACCUGUAUGCUAUAGGGGGCUAUGAUGGACGGAGCCAGCUGAGCUCUGUGGAGCGUUACAAUAUAGCCAGGAACAUUUGGGAGCCCAGAGCCUCCAUGCAGUACUGUCGCAGUGCACACGGAGUCACAGUCCACCAGGGAUGCAUCUUUGUGCUAGGGGGUUUUAACCAGCAUGACUUCCUGUCCAGCGUGGAGUGUUACUGUCCAGAAAGAAACGAAUGGACCUGCGUCACCAACAUGACAGUUGGACGCAGCGGCAUAGGAGUCGCUGUUACCAUGGAGCCUUGCCCUGGCAACCUACCCGAAGAAGAGGAGGAUGAAGACGGAGCCACAUAGGAUGAGAACGAAGUCUUUUGAAGUCUGAAGUGUUGAAUGCAGUUCGAAGUGAUGCUGCUUUUUAAGAGAGGGUUAAGUGCAUUAAAAAAAACAUUCCAAUACAAAACCCCUCACACAUCCCGCCUGCAAGGAUCUCACUUGUGUCGCACCGUGAGGUACUGCAGGUAGAGUUUGUAUGAAAAUGGACGUGUUGACGUGGCAGAGUAUUCCUACAUCGACCAGGGGAUGAAGCGAUACAGAAAAAAACUGGCACAUUGCAGUGACCUCGCAAUGAACAAGGUGCUACAGAUAUAAUCUCUAAUAAAACUUCUAUUUAAUUGAAUAUUGUUUGUUAUCUUGCAAAUUUCCACGUCUGAAAGUAAACUAUGAAUACCCUUCAGUAUCCUAGUGUUUAAUUCCUCUCAGUAUGUAUCUCUACCUCUAGCUGUGUCUCCCUGUCUAAAUGAGCACUUUUCUGAUGUGUUUUCUUCAUUUGUGCCAAUAUAGUUUCACCAGGAACUGCCAAUUUUUUUUGGAUUUCAUUUGUGAUUUUUAUUUUAUUUUAUUUUUGUGAAUUCACUUUCUUGACAUAAAGUUAAUCAAAUAAGCUUUA
Scomber japonicus (chub mackerel) is the source of this 3323-nucleotide messenger RNA. RefSeq names its product kelch-like ECH-associated protein 1a (gene keap1a). The transcript has 12 exons. Gene Ontology annotation, molecular function: protein binding. Bases 926 to 2731 code for a protein of 601 amino acids. The record is from RefSeq and is a predicted model, not a curated record. NCBI's taxonomy places the organism in Eukaryota, Metazoa, Chordata, Actinopteri, Scombriformes, Scombridae.